This is a messenger RNA of Lycium ferocissimum, 1548 nucleotides long. RefSeq lists its product as uncharacterized. The transcript is spliced from 6 exons. Lineage: Eukaryota; Viridiplantae; Streptophyta; Magnoliopsida; Solanales; Solanaceae. The record is from RefSeq and is a predicted model, not a curated record. Gene Ontology annotation, molecular function: nucleic acid binding. The coding region runs from base 1 to 1548 and encodes 515 amino acids.
AUGGAUUAUAGGAAGCUGAAUUCUGCCACUUGCAAGGACCAUUUCCCCAUGCCUUUUAUUGAUCAGAUGCUUGAUCGGCUGGCUGGAAGGUCCUACUAUUGCUUUCUUGAUGGGUAUUCUGGCUACAAUCAUAUUAACAUUGCUCUUGAAGUCCAUCAGAAGACGACAUUCACUUGUCCUUAUGGGACUUUUGCUUUCAACAGGAUGCCAUUUGGUCUUUGCAAUGCACUGGCUACUUUCCAGAGGUGUGUGAUGUCGAUUUUCUCAGACAUGGUGGAAGACUUCUUGGAGGUCUUUAUGGAUGAUUUCUCUGUGGUUGGUGACUCUUUUGAUUAUUGUCUUGACCAUCUGGGUCGAGUGCUGAAAAGAUGCGAGGAGACUAAUCUUGUGCUUAAUUGGGAGAAGUACCAUUUUAUUUUGAAGGAAGGUAUCGUUCUCGACCAUAAAAUCUCUGAAAAGGGGAUUGAGGUCGAUCAAGUCAAAAUUGAUGUGAUUUCAAAGCUUCCUCCACCCAUUUUAGUAAAAGUCUCUGAGCUAAUGUGUGAUGUGCGUGAUUUUUCUAUUGGUGCUGUGCUUGGCCAAAGGCACAACAAAAUUAUGCACCCAAUCUACUAUGCCAAUAGAACAUUGAAAGUGGCACAGAUGAAUUACACAGUGACUGAGCAAGAGCUACUUGCUAUAGUUUAUGCUUUUAAGAGGACUGAAAAUCAGGUUGCUGACCAUCUCUCACAGCGUGAAGAAGCUGGGAGACCUUCAAAGGAGUUAGAUAUUGAUGAUGCUUUUCCUGAUGUGUGGGUUCUAGCAAUGAUAGCUAAGGUAGCACCUUGGUAUGCAGACAUCGCCAACUUUUUAGUGACGGGCAUUAUUCCAGAUGAGAUCAAGUCAUACCAGAUGAAGAAGUUUUUGAGAGAUUCUCCUCAGUAUUACUGGGAAGAGCUGUAUUUAUUCCAAACAUGCGCUGACAAAAUCAUUCGGCGUUAUGUUUCCAAGUGUGAGGUAAUGGAGAUCCUGAAGGGAAUCGAUUUUAUGGGACCCUUUGUGAGCUCUUAUAGUAUGAAGUUCAUCUUGGUUACUAUGGAUUAUGUAUCUAAAUGGGUAGAAGUGGUGGCUUCACCUAAUAAUGAAGCCAAGAGUGUCAUGGGGUUCUUGAAGAAAAACAUAUUCACUCGUUUCGGUACUCCGAGGGAGAUAAUCAGCGAUGCUGGGCUGGUUUUUGGCAAGGCGUGCCAUUUUCCAGUCGAACUUGAGCAUAAGGCCAUGUGGGCCUUGAAGAAGCUAAAUAUGGAUUGGGAAGAAGUAACUAAACUUCGGUUGUUUCAACUCAACGAAAUGGAUGAACUUCGAUACCAGGCUUAUGAGAUUGCAGCGUUGUAUAAGGAGAGGGUGAAACAUUAUCAUGACAAAAAGAUCCUCAAGCAAGAAUUUUACAAGGGUGAUUCUGUCUUACUAUAUAAUUCCAGAUUAAAGCUGCUACCGGGCAAGUUGAAAUCAAAGUGGUCCGGAGCUUUGGAACUGGUAUCAAUUGAAGCAUCUGGGGACAAAUUCUGA